AUGAUCGAACGAGGCGACAUCGUCUCGUGGCAGCAGACGUACUUGCGGGGCAUUGGUUGUCACAGGCAAGAGUGUCGCAAGGUUUUCUACCUGGACGAGACGUGGGUGACGGCAGGGCACAGUGUCUUGAUCGCGUGGGUGGGCAGCACUGUGACCUCGUCCCACAACGCAUUCAUGCGAGGUAUCACGACGGGCCUGAAGCAGCCGUCGGGGAAGGGCCAACGCCUCAUUAUCACGCAUAUCGGCAGCGAGGACGGCUUCGUGGCUGGGUGCCUCAACGUCUUCCGAGGCCAGAAAACCGGCGACUACCACGAGGAAAUGGAUGGUACGCGGUUCGAAAAGGGGUUCGACGGUGCUCUUCAAAAACUGCCGGCGGGGAGUGUCGUCAUAAUGGACAAUGUUUCGUACCAUUCUCGGCGGCCUGAUGCAGUUCCGACGACGAAUUCCCGCAAGAAGGUAAUCCAGGAGUGA
Ixodes scapularis (black-legged tick) is the source of this 471-nucleotide messenger RNA. RefSeq lists its product as uncharacterized. Bases 1 to 471 code for a protein of 156 amino acids. The record is from RefSeq and is a predicted model, not a curated record. Gene Ontology annotation, molecular function: nucleic acid binding. Lineage: Eukaryota; Metazoa; Arthropoda; Arachnida; Ixodida; Ixodidae. The transcript has a single exon.